AGAGCUCUCCUCUCUCUCUCUCUGUGCGUGCUCAGCAGAGAUCUCCUCUCUCUCACUCCUGCAGCGUAUUACAGCUUUGGUUUAAGUGGACACCGCUCCGCUCCUCGCCCACUGCCUCUGCAUGACUGUUACAAAGAUGUCAUGGCGUCCGACAUACCGAAGCUCCAAGUCAAACGUCUACGGCAAAGUGGCCAACCGGGAGCACUGCUUUGACGGCAUUCCCAUCACCAAGAACGUCCAUGACAACCACUUCUGUGCCGUCAAUGCCAAGUUCCUGGCCAUCGUCACGGAGAGUGCCGGUGGAGGGUCCUUUAUCGUUAUCCCUGUUUCCCAGGCGGGCCGUAUCGACCCCCACCACCCCAAAGUGUGUGGCCACCAAGGCAAUGUCCUGGACAUCAAAUGGAAUCCCUUCUUUGAAAACAUCAUAGCUUCCUGCUCUGAAGAUUCCUCUGUACGAGUAUGGGAGAUCCCAGAGGGAGGGCUGAGGCGGAAUAUGACAGAGGCCAUGAUGGAGCUGUAUGGACACAGCAGGCGUGUGGGCCUCAUCGAGUGGCACCCCACCAGCAGUGGAAUCCUCUUCAGUGCUGGCUAUGACUAUAAGAUCCUGAUCUGGAACCUGGAGAUAGGUGAGCCGGUGAAGAUGAUCGACUGUCACUCUGACGUCAUCGUGUGUAUGUCCUUCAACACGGACGGCAGCCUGCUGGCCACCAGCUGUAAAGACAAGAAGCUGCGUGUCAUCGAGCCGCGCUCCGGGAGAGUCUUACAGCACGCCAGCUGUAAGAACCACAGGGUGAACAGAGUGGUGUUUCUGGGCAACAUGAAGAGGCUGCUGACGACAGGUGUGUCCCGGUGGAACACCAGACAGAUUGCACUGUGGGAUCAGGAGGACCUGUCUAUGCCCAUGGUAGAAGAGGAGAUAGAUGGUCUCUCAGGGCUGCUGUUUCCUUUCUAUGAUGCAGACACACACAUGCUGUACCUGGCAGGAAAGGGCGAUGGCAACAUCCGUUACUAUGAGAUCACCACAGAGAAGCCAUACCUGCAGUAUCUCAUGGAGUUCCGCUCCCCUGCCCCACAGAAAGGCCUUGGUGUGAUGCCUAAGCAUGGGCUGGACGUAACGGCCUGCGAGGUGUUUCGCUUCUACAAGCUGGUGACGCUGAAGGGGCUGAUCGAGCCCAUCUCCAUGAUAGUACCAAGGAGGUCAGAGACGUACCAGGAGGACAUCUAUCCAAUGACGGCAGGGACCGAGCCUGCCCUCUCAGCCAAUGACUGGUUGAGUGGUAUCAACCGAGACCCAGUGUUAAUGUCCCUGAAGAAGGGCUACCAGAAGCCCAACCAGCUGGUGUUCAAGGCUCCGGUGAAGGAAAAGAAAGGUGUGGUGGUCAAUGGCAUUGACCUGCUGGAAAACGUGCCACCCAGGACAGAGAACGAGCUACUGAGGAUGUUCUUCAGGCAGCAGGAGGAGCUGAGAAAGCUGAAGGAGGAGCUGAACACCAAGGACGUUAAAAUACGCCAGCUGGAGCUGGAACUCAACAACCUGAGGAACGUCAGCCCCGUUGGAAACAAUGUCUGACCUCUGAUCUCUAGCUUACGGCACCACCAUCACCACCAUGCCACGUCCAGCGUCCUCCCUCCCUUUCAUCGUGUAUCAUUUGUACUUCCUGUUGCAAUUGAUAAUGUAAUAGCCACCGGAUAAUGUAAAUACUGAUUAUAACGUUUGUGUAACAAUUUUUGUUAUCGAUAAUGUCAUCAUAUUGACAUCACUGUUAAAUCCCUCAAUUGAUAACAUAAUAACCAACUGGUAAUAUAUUUUAUUGUUAUAAGAUUUUUUAAAAUUCUGUUGAUAGAUGUAUCCUGAUAUCCGGUUUGGUUUCAUUAUGAUUCGUUAUUACAUCAUCACUCGCAAUACACCCCUCCCCCCUAUUGCAGAGCACCAUCAGUGUAUCCCAGGGGUCCUCACAAACCACCUGCCAUGUCAUGCCAUGCCCCUCUGAGUCCACCUGGCAAAGCCUUUGUCAUCACCCAGAAAUGCCACCCCCAAAUCCUCCAACCUCCACCCUGCCAUCGCCAGAGACUAACCUGGGGAAAGAGAUUGACUUCCCCCUUCUCCACCAAUCCUCCCCCAUGGUCUACCCACUGCAAACCAACUCACAGCAAAGCUGAACAUCUCAACCUCCACCCUGCUAUCGCCAGAGACUAACCUGGGGAAAGAGAUUGAAUUCCCCCUUCUCCACCAAUCCUCCCCAUGGUCUACCCACUGCAAACCAACUCACAGCAAAGCUGAACAUCUCAACCUCCACCCUGCUAUCGCCAGAGACUAACCUGGGGAAAGAGAUUGACUUCCCCUUCUCCACCAAUCCUCCCCCAUGGUCUACCCACUGCAAACCAACUCACAGCAAAGCUGAACAUCUCAACCUCCACCCUGCUAUCGCCAGAGACUAACCUGGGGAAAGAGAUUGAAUUCCCCCUUCUCCACCAAUCCUCCCCCAUGGUCUACCCACUGCAAACCAACUCACAGCAAAGCUGCAACAUCUCAACCUCCCAGUGGAAGAGUCUUCUACUAGUUCCAACUACUGUGGAUGAUGUGUUUUACAGGGACAUGAAUGAAGAUUAGUUUUACAGGGACAUGAAUGAAGAUGAGUUUUACAGGGACAUGAAUGAGGAUGAUGAGUUUUACAGGGACAUGAAUGAGGUGUAUUUCAAGACAGUUUUUUUUCUUCAUCUCCUAAGAAUGUGUUGUCUGUAAAAAGCUGCAGCUCUGGCUCAGCCUGGCAUACAGCAACCCAGAUGUAGUCUUAAUGGGCAGUUUGUCUGUCGCCUCAGUCAUUAUCUUUAGGAGAAGUUUUGUUAGAAAAUGUAUUAUUGUUACUAUUUAUUUGUUAUAUUUGAUGUUUCUAGCUAACUCUUUAUGCAGAAACAUUCAUCUCAUGUUUUUGGGAGAAAUCGUGGUCAUGAAAAUGAUGGCUGACACACUUGUGGUUGAAUUAUGUUUUCACCCAAAUGGUGGCAAUUUGUCUGAGACCGUAUACUCAAACACAUCCUGUAUUCUCUUGAUUGAAUCGACACCAUACCAAAAUCUGGUCAAUUGGAAUAUUAGUCAACAUGAAAUUAGGUUAUGUACGUAACAGUACAUCAAACCUGAAAUAUUAAUACAAUAUUUGUCUUUAUACCUUUCAGCUAUGAAUAUUCUAUUUCAGAAAGUGACCAACAUUGUUCAUCUGUGGUGUUCCACAUGAUCCAUUCCUCUCAAGUUAAGACACUGAUAUUUCCUGUAGUUCAGGUUACCUAUACUAUACCUCUAGAGAGGAAUCAUUAUAUGUACCAUUGUCAUAAUAUUAUCAUAAUCGGUAACAUACUCUGCAGGGGUUGACUGACUAAAUGAAUGAAACAGCGAUAUUACUUA
This is a messenger RNA of Oncorhynchus tshawytscha (Chinook salmon), 3400 nucleotides long. Its product is annotated as coronin-2B-like. Lineage: Eukaryota; Metazoa; Chordata; Actinopteri; Salmoniformes; Salmonidae. Gene Ontology annotation, biological process: actin filament organization. Gene Ontology annotation, molecular function: actin filament binding. The record is from RefSeq and is a predicted model, not a curated record.